UCUCUAUUGACAGGUAAGCAUCAGCUGUCCCAGUGUCAUGUCGUAUUAUCGUUUACAUAAUAUUACAUAGUUGUCUAGUACCACAAUACUACAUAGUACAUUGGCGCAUAGAAAAUAAAUACCACACAACCACAUAGUACAUACACCGUCUAUAGGGCAUAGACUUUUAGCAGACCGGCCGAACGUGUAGAAAAUACUUAAAGUAUUUGGUUAAUUAGCACUGCUCGUCAGACACCACUGAUAGUAAUCAGUGACUUGAGUUAGCAGUGGUCAGUGGACACUGGCCAGUGAGCUGUUCCGCCGUUCCGGGCAUAGAAUAAGAUACCGGGUAUCCGGGCACCGUUGUCCGUUGUGCCCAUGAGGUGUUUUAAUAGUUAAAUAUUAUUAAGUACUCGACAAAAGGAUGGCCAAUCGAACGGUAAAAGAUGCAAAAACCAUUCACGGGACAAAUCCUCAGUAUUUGAUAGAAAAGAUCAUCCGGUCUCGUAUUUACGACAAUAAGUUCUGGAAAGAAGAAUGCUUUGCUUUGUCUGCCGAGUUAUUGGUGGACAAGGCCAUGUUAAUGCGAUUUAUAGGUGGAGUAUUUGGAGGUAAUAUCAAACCCACACCUUUCUUGUGUUUGACGUUGAAGAUGUUACAAAUACAACCAGAAAAAGACAUCAUUGUGGAGUUCAUAAAAAAUGAAGAAUUCAAAUAUGUCCGCGCGCUUGGGGCAUUUUAUAUGCGUUUGACAGGCUCGUCAGUGGAUUGUUAUAAAUAUCUGGAACCAUUGUUGGCAGACAGUCGUAAGUUAAGAAGACAAAAUCGGGAUGGCCAGUUCGAGCUUAUAUACAUUGAUGAAUUUAUUGACUCACUGCUACGAGACGAACGUGUUUGUGACGUUAUAUUACCACGUAUACAAAGCAGACAUGUACUGGAAGAAAAUAAUGAGUUAGAACCCAAAGUUUCUAUACUUGAAGAGGACAUAGAAGAAGGUGUUGAAUCAUCAGAUGAAGAGGAGCCUACAGAUAAAAGAAGAGAAAAGGAACACAGGAAUAAACAUUCCCCUGUGAAAGAAAAAAGAAGAGACAGAGAGCGUGAUAAGAGGAAUAGAGAUAGAGAUCGAGAUCGAAGAGAUCGUGAUAGGGGCGAUAGAAGAGAUAGAGACCGACAUAGAAGGAGUAGAAGUCAUGAUCGAGAACGAUCAAGAAGACAUAGGUCAAGAUCACCUUAUAGAAAAUAAAACAACACUUUUCAAUUGUAAAUACAUGUAUAUUUUUUUUCAACAAAUAAAUAAUUUGAAUUCAAUCAAAA
This is a messenger RNA of Acyrthosiphon pisum (pea aphid), 1293 nucleotides long. RefSeq names its product pre-mRNA processing factor 38 (gene Prp38). Lineage: Eukaryota; Metazoa; Arthropoda; Insecta; Hemiptera; Aphididae. The transcript has 2 exons. The record is from RefSeq and is a predicted model, not a curated record. Bases 404 to 1222 code for a protein of 272 amino acids.